Molecule: messenger RNA, 2289 nt
Organism: Bactrocera tryoni
Lineage: Eukaryota; Metazoa; Arthropoda; Insecta; Diptera; Tephritidae
Gene: hrm
Product: monocarboxylate transporter 13
Exons: 6
Coding region: 221-2212 (663 amino acids)
Biological process (GO): transmembrane transport; monocarboxylic acid transport
Molecular function (GO): monocarboxylic acid transmembrane transporter activity
Source: RefSeq, a predicted model, not a curated record
AGCGAAGAUGCGUGGAAGCCGAGGAGCACAGUGAUUGUGAUUUUUCUUUCAUUAUUACAUUGUUACUUUAUUAUUUUUGUAAUACUUUAUUUUCGCAUAGUGUAGUGAUGUUUUUGGUGAAGUGACGGACAAUUUUUUCAUGCAAUUAAUGCAGAAAAAUAAUAUUUAAAUACAUAAUAAUAACUGUGACAAGACGAAUUUAAAGUUCGUAAAUGAGAUAAUGGCAAGAGAAGACGUAUCUGUGACUAAAAAGCAGAAUUCUAACGCAGAUUGCAAUAAAUUGAAAGUUAACGGAGCUACGGAAUCAUGUGAUAAAGCAGUUAGUUUAUUGGAUACCAAACCAAAUGUAGACAGUAGUGAAUAUGACUUGGUGCCACCGGAUGGAGGUUGGGGUUGGCUGGUAUUACUUGGAUCGAUGAUGGUCAAUAUACUCAUACCGGGUACCAUUAAAAGUUUUGGUGUAUUAUUUGUUGAAUUUUUGGAAGCAUUCGAAGCAUCCCCGGCGACAGGAGCAUGGAUACCCGCUCUUUGUUAUUUCCUAUAUAGUUCGUUAGGUCCCGUCUCCAGUAUAUUAUCUGUUAAGUAUUCAUAUCGAACAGUAACGAUAAUGGGUGGUGCUUCAGCGGCAUUUGGUAUGAUCGCGUCAUUUUGGGCCUCAUCUGUAGCAUAUUUGUACUUAAGUUAUGGAGUUCUCGUGGGGAUUGGUGCCGGUCUAUCGUUUCCGCCAACUGUGUAUAUAGUGACAUCAUACUUUGUUAGAUUACGUGGACUAGCUAAUGGACUAUGCAUAUCGGGCAGUGCGCUUGGAUCGAUUAUAUUACCACCAGUAUUGCGUUGGCUACUCGAAAAUUAUGGAUAUAGAGGUGCCGUUCUUAUAAUGGGUGGUAUAACGUUAAAUGUAUUUGUUGCCGCCAUAUUUUAUGAGCCCGUGGAACAACAUAUGAUUCGAGUACCUAAAAACAAGAAUGCCCUUGAAGAUAUCGAAGAGGAAGAUAUCGGCAUCGUAUUGAAAUUUGAAACUGUAGACGAAGCGGGUUCUAUAAAUAAUGAUGUACAAUCACAUGAUGGUUGUAGCGAAGUGGGUACAAAACCAUUUCCUUCAUAUAGUCCACCAGCACUCUUGGAGGACAAUCAAUUCGUACGCAGCGCAUCGGCUGCGGUAGUACAAAAUUGCAGUAAGCACCAAGAUGAAUAUACACCAACCUCACGCACACGAAAAAUUAGCACACCUGUUCGCUUGCCACAACGCAAUCAAACAUUUACGCCCGGUCAAUUGAAUUCACAAUCAUCAUUAUAUGCUGUGCCAGAGGGCGGUCGCUCCAGCCAUAAACUUGACCGUCUCCACGCUCUACGCAACAAUUCUAAAAAUCGUCUUUCACGACGUUCGCCUUCCACGAGUAGCUUUCAGUAUAUAAGUACACCAUACCACGGCAGCACAUUGUCCUUUCAACCGAAAGAGUUUUCAUCACACCUAUCGUUGCGUUCGAUGGGUAGUAGCACUGGCGCAGCAGCUAGUGAAAGUUUAAUGGGUGACGUUGCGGGCGAUAAGGGCGAGCCGAAAACGUCUUCACGCUCAAAAUUCUUCGACCUUAGCUUAUUAAAGGAUCCUACUUAUCUGGUUAUAUUAAUAUCGAAUUCAACAAAUGCCAUUGGUUACACCAAUUUUAUUAUAUUGCUGCCAGCUUACGGUGUAGCAUUAGGUUUUAGUAAAUCGCUAUCAGCAUACCUGAUUUCAAUUGUUUCGGCGACGGAUCUUAUUGGACGUAUUGGUGGAUCGGCUCUUUCGGAUCUCGGUCUAAUACCAAAGACAUGGUACUUCAUUGGAGGCCUUGCAAUAUCCGGUUUAUCGCUAGCGCUUCUACCAUUCGCCACCACUUAUGGUAUGCUGAGUUUUUGGUGUGCCGUUUUUGGUCUCGCGUCUGGUAUAUAUGUCGGCAUCACUGCUGUUAUAAUGGCUGAUAUGUUGGGUGAAGAGCGUUUAACAUCAUCCUAUGGCAUUAGCUUAUUUGUAAAUGGAAUAUUGCAAUUGAUUGGACCACCACUAUGUGGCAUUUGGUAUGAAGCGGUGAUGGACUAUAGUCCACUAUUUCAUACAUUGGGACUAACGUUAUUGUGUGGCGCCAGCCUUUGGAGUUUCAUGCCAUUUAUUAAUAGACAAAAAGCCAAAGAAGAAAAAUUGAGACAAGCACAAUGCGACAACGAGGCGCAUUAAAUGUAUUUUUCAUAUACAGAACUGCGUUUUUUUUCUACUAAAUGCAUUCUUAUUUACUUAAAUUUAAAAGUAAUAUU